Molecule: messenger RNA, 5658 nt
Organism: Onychostoma macrolepis
Lineage: Eukaryota; Metazoa; Chordata; Actinopteri; Cypriniformes; Cyprinidae
Gene: cfap65
Product: cilia and flagella associated protein 65
Exons: 33
Coding region: 148-5523 (1791 amino acids)
Source: RefSeq, a predicted model, not a curated record
ACAAAAAAAUGUCCCUCGGCUGCUUCCGUCGGCGUUGUCAUGGAGCUCGAAUACACAACUGAGCUGUGAGGAAAACUUUCAGCAUGGCGAAACAAAUAAACUGACAUAUUUCUAUUCAGUUUUCUUGUUUGUUUGUGAUAUUACUGCAUGAGAUACAGAUACAGUGGUGCAAUGUUGACGGAUCAUCCAGUGAAUCCUCUGAGCUCAGGUAUUCCCUUUGGAGUCACACACAACCCACAUAGAAAGAGGGUCUCACGCCUCAGGUCAGGCAGUCCUCUGAAGAGAAGUCAAAACUGCUUUUUUGGGGUGGAGACCUGGGCUGAGCUGGUCUGGGAGGGCUGGGAGCCAGGGCGAGAGUAUACCAAAUCAUUGUUCCUUAGAAGCAUUCAUGGAAAACUCCAGAAACUUACCUUCAGACCUCCUACUUCCAAGUUCUUCAGCACACCAUUUCCUCAGACCAUCCUACUGAGCCCAGGAACUUCUUACUCACUCCCAGUUACUUUUCAGCCUCUUGAGAAAUGUGAGUAUGCGGACACUAUAGAGUUUCAGGGCAAGGAAGGCACAUUCCACGUGUCUCUGCGAGCUGUGAUUCCUCAUCAUGCCCUGGAGGUACCAGACACGGUGAUGCUGCCACCCUGUGCUGCCCAGCACAGCUCCCAAACCAGCUUCCUCUUUCGUAAUUCCAGUAAGCUGCAGACAGGAUUCAGGUGGUUUGUGGAUCCUCCGUUCCAGCUGUCCCCUGAGACUGGACAGUUGAAGCCUGGAGAAGAAUGCAGGGUUACAGUAGAGUUUACACCCCAGCGGUCUCUAGUGUAUCAGGCUGAGGCCUGCUGUGCUUUUGGAGAUAAUGGGGAAAGCAGCUGUACUGUGCUUCUGCGUGGGCUGUCCAAGUACCCUCACCUCCAGAUCAGCUCCAUGGGACAGGAGGAAGGCUGCAAGGUGCUUGAGUUUGGCAGUGUGGCAGUAGGAGACUCUCUUGAAAGGCACUUUGAGAUCUACAACCUCUCCACUGUUAGCACAACAUUCAGUCUGUCCUGGUUGAGAUGUCCCGCUCUCAUGGAGUCUGUGUUCUGCUGUGAAGUUCAUGAAGGGAAGAUCGCUCCAAAUUCAGUGUUGAAAGUCCCCGUCUGCUUCUCCCCACUCACAGUGGACAGCAUAAGUGUGGACUAUCUCUCUCUUACCUGUCCUGGGGCUGUAAGCAAAGACCUGCUCAAAGUGUCAGGCACAUGCAUAGGUCCAAUAGUGUCUCUAAAUACCUCUGUACUGGAUUUUGGCUGUGUUGAGGAGGACACAGAGGUCACACGCAAUGUACAGAUCAUCAACUCCUCUGCAGUAUUGGCUCAUUACCAGUUUGAUGUGGACACUGGCAGCCAUAGCGUGUUCAGCAUUGACAAGCCUUGUGGCUCUCUGCCAGGCAGCAGCAAACUCACUCUGCGUAUGAAGUUCCGCCCAUAUCAACCUAUAGCUUAUCACAAGACAGUGACCUGUUUACUGCUGCACAGGGAGCCACUGUUUCUGGAUCUGAUUGGCACCUGUCACUCAGAGCAGUUGAAGCCAGCCGUUUUAACCCCCAUACACCUGAGUAUCUACAGAAUGAAUCUGCUCCGAGGGCUCACCUGUUAUCCUCCUGACAUACUGAAUGCCUUGCUGGACGAUCACAAAUUAAAACUGGAUGAUAGCGGAGCAUUGCUAAUCCAGGAGAUUCCAGCAGAGGACACUGACAAAUCCACACUUCUCUUCGACCCACGCAGUCCUCUGGAGGAGUAUUUCCAUGUUAAUUCAGCACCUGAAGCGGAAACAGAAGUUGACAACACCUCAAACCCCUCCAGAUUCCCCACCCCCCAUGUUACAGUUCAGCCCUCUGAGCUCCUUUUUUAUGACGGCCCAGCAUCUAAGUCAGUCUCCAUCACCAACCACACCAAAGGCAAGAUCUGUCUGAUUUGGACUCAUGGAGCCGAAUCCCCUUUCUCCAUCUCUCCUCUCUCCUGUGAACUGGGUCCUCUAAAGAGCACAGCCUUCAGAGUGACAUACAGUCCCAACCAGCAGAACGUCUUCCAUGCAGCACAACUUGAGUGUUUCAAUUUUUAUAAGGUUCUGAGGGAUCAUAGAAAUGUGGAGGAUCGGACUUUGUGCCCACCCUGGUGCCUUACAGUCAGGGUGAGCGGUCACUCGUUUCAGCCUGGAAAAGAGCACUUCAUCCCCAACUUCUCUCUUCAACACCCUAAAGUAGUAUUCCCAGCACUGAGACAGGUGGCAUACCGCAGUAUUCUCCUGCAGAAUACAGGGGAUCUGCCCUUGAUCUUCAGACUAGACCCAGAGGAAUGUCCAUCUGUAUGUGUGCUGCCACCCAGUGGUCUGGUGCCACCAGGCAGCUACCAGAUUCUCACAUUCAGAUGCACUCCAUCACCGGAUCACCCUGCCAGUAUCCCUUUGUUAUUACAUCUGAAUGCCAGCCCCAAACACACACAGGUACUGAAUGUGGUCGCUGUUGCAGAGAAGCUUUCCAUGAGUGUGGAGGGGAAUGGCAGUCUGUUCUUUCAGCCCACAGCCAUGGGCUCCUGCUCUGAGAGAACCCUGCGGGUGAAGAACCUGAGCAGAGUGCCAGUGGAGUUCAAGUGGAGGCUGUGUGGAUCUGACCAAAGGGUUCUGACUGUACUGCCGGACACAGACACGCUCCAGCCCAAUGAAUCGAAGGUACAGAAGUGGUCCUUUGCUCCUAUAGAGGAGAUGAUGUACAGCAUGAAGCCCAGUCUCACGUUCUGGCCUGUCCAAAUGCCACAAUCCAAGAAGUCCAGGCUUAUCAUUAAAGCUGUUGGAUUGGCAUCCAAAGGGUCUCUCCAGGCAGAGCAUCCUGUUAUAGAUCUUGGUGAGGUCCUGGUGGGAAGCUGUAAGUCAUUUGAUGUCCCUCUACUGAACGACAGCCCCUGUGCUGUCAGCUUCUCUCUGACCACACAGCAGAGCGUCACAGUUACAGGCCUCCCCGAAGAUAUGACUCAAGAUCCUUUGGUUCUGGAGAUGGAGAAUGUGAGCAGAACCAUACCUGCUGACUGCAGGCUACCGAUCCGCUGCACAGUGAAACCGGCACGCAGGGCCCAUUACUGCUGGACCAUCAGUUACCACAUCCUCAAUGCCUCUGGCUCAGGGGGAGGAGAGCCGCAAUCUGUUUGCCAUGUACAGGCCGAGGGAGUGUACCCCACCCUAGAGGUGAUGGAUGCCCGUAGCUGUGGCAGUGUGGAGGGUCUUAGUAAACUGCAGCUCUGGCGCCUCUUCAAUCUGGAUGCACUCAACACUUAUCUGCGCAGAGAUCCCAGCCCAUCUGAGCUCACCUUCAGGGUGCCCACUAGACACAGUUUUCAACGUUGCCCUUCCAUCUUCACCUCAGCCAUGUUGGAUUUUAGCUUCAGCGCGGCUCCCCUAGGCUCAGACCCUUCUAGUAUUCUGCUUUUGUUUAAGAACCCAGGAAGUAUUCUUGUAGAGUGGUCAUUCUUGCUUCCAGAGGACCAGCAGAUUGAGCUGGAGUACUGGGCUGAGUCUGGAGAUUUCAGUCCAUCUGAGCUCCACCUGAUGAAGAUUCAGGACCACAGGCUCUUCUCCGUCUCCCCACACUCUGGUAAACUCCUGCCCGGCCAACAGAGGACGGUACAAUUCACAUACAGACAUGACUUUGUGGGGACAGAUCGUCUUCCUGUCUUGUUGAAACUUUCACAUGGAAGAGAAAUACUGAUGAAUUUUAUAGGAGUAACUGUGGAAAGAGACAGACGCUACAUUUACCUCUCCUCCAACCAGCACAUCUUUUCCCCGGUGGCAAUUGGCGGGUUCAGUCCCCCCAAACAGGUGUUUGAGUUGUAUAAUGCAGGCGCUCUUCCGCUGAGAUAUCACAUCGACACCACUCCCCUGGAGGAGCUGAUGGAGGAGAACUUCAGUCACCCAGUCUUACAGUGUCUGAACCCUGGAGGAGAAGUGGAACCAGGCCACACCGCCCUGGUGGAGUGGAUCUUCUCCCCACUGGAGGCUAAAACAUACAGUGUGGAUGUACCUAUACACAUGGUGGAGGGGGACAGCAUGUUUGUAACUUUUGAGGGCCAAGGCUUUGAUGAAAGAGAGGCAGAACCCAUUCAGAUACAAGAUGGGCGUAUUACUGUGCCUUGCACUCAAAGAAUCCCAGUACCUGGACAAGUGGUGUUCCUGUCAGAAGAGAGAGUGUGUUUUGGUGAUAUCCCAGUGGGCUCUCAUAUUACACGCAUCCUUUUUUUGACCAAUGUCUCACACACAGACCAAGUGUUGUAUAAAUGGAAUGGAACAAGCACAGAAUGCCAACAGACUGUAAAGAUCCGUCCUGAGAGUGGUCGUCUGGCACCAGAGGAGAGUGUUCUCUGCAUCCUGACAAUACAGGACUCGGGCAGCCCUACUUUCUAUCAGCAAGACCUCAUCUGUGAGAUAACUCUUGUGAAGAAGCUUGCACAGUAUCACAAAGACCUUCGACAGUGGGAGGAGGAGACCGAAAGACAGAAAUAUGAGUUUACUAUCACUGAGAAAGACCUGAUACAGGCAAACCAACUGGAUAAAUGCUCUCAGGAAGGUGCAGUGUUUGAACAGAAAACUGGCACAAGAAAAUACAAGACUCUUCCGCCCAUCCGUAGCAGUGAUCAAGCUGAAAGCGGUUCCUCAGUGAGACCCAGUCGGGCUGAACAGUGGGCUCAGCAGCAGACAGGCCAGGAAAGGAGAAGACGUCCCGAGCCUCCUCGUCCUGCAAUACUGCACUUAGGUGUCACUGCACGCUCUCACAGCCUCAUGGAGUAUCGGACACAUUUCCCCACUCAGUUCAACACUCAUUACAUCAACAGGUCUAGGCAACCCAAGCUUUUUCAGUCUGGGACAGGUGCAGACCUGCCCCCACUGACUCUGGGUCCUGAGAGAGAUGUCAUCACACACGUGCUCACCUCUUUACUACAGAGUCUCCUAGAUGAGCCUCAGUUCCAGCAGUCUCUGGUAGAGGGCGACAAUGAGCAGGUGCCAUACUUCACACAGCUGCGGCCUGCUCCUGCGCGCCCCACAAAAACACGACCCCGCUCUGCUGCAGGCAACCAGAGUCCUGUAGAAAUGUCCAGUGUGUCCAGUGUCACUCCAGCAGAGACUUACACAGGAAACUGUAGCACUGCAGACAGACCCAAGAGUGAGUGUGUCCAGGAGUCUCUGAGAGAAGUCCAGGAGGUGAUAAAAACGAAGGUCCAGGAGUCCAUUCGCAGGUUGCCUGAGUUUAGUGACCUAGUGGAGGACAUUUUGCUCAACACCUUGCAGAACCUAAUGAUGGAGGCUUUCUUGGGUGAGCUGGUCCUGACAACACGACCACGAAUCAUCGCUCUUCCACCUUCUUCUUCCAGGAAAAACAGCCUUGGCUCCAACAGACAGUCCAGGGCCGAAUCGAAUAACAACAGGGAGCAGAUGCGCCUCCUAGUGACCAGCCCAGGCCCCUACAUGUCUACUCAAGCCAUGGUCUCAAACCUGGAGCCUGAGCAGCAAUGAGCCAUUCUGCACUAUUAACUUAACACUCAAUAUCUGUAUGACAUGUUUGAGACUGAUUCGUAUUAAACCGUUUUUAAAAAUGAUACACCCUGGUAUAAAUUAUCUGAAUCUGUCCAAUCACCAACAGCUGGAUCU